Molecule: messenger RNA, 2295 nt
Organism: Botrytis porri
Lineage: Eukaryota; Fungi; Ascomycota; Leotiomycetes; Helotiales; Sclerotiniaceae
Exons: 2
Coding region: 1-2295 (764 amino acids)
Biological process (GO): L-tryptophan biosynthetic process
Cellular component (GO): cytosol
Molecular function (GO): indole-3-glycerol-phosphate synthase activity; anthranilate synthase activity; phosphoribosylanthranilate isomerase activity
Source: RefSeq, a predicted model, not a curated record
AUGCCUUCUGCAGAGUUAAUCGAUUAUUCUCCGCACCAGCCAGAGCCAGCUCCCCCACUAGCAUCUGCUUCAAAUGUUAUCUUGAUCGACAACUUCGACUCAUUCUCUUGGAACAUCUAUCAAUAUCUCGUUCUCGAAGGGGCGACUGUCACUGUUUACCGAAACAAUGAACUUAGCGUGGAGGAACUUGUUGCGCUCAAACCUACUCAAUUGGUUAUAAGUCCUGGUCCUGGUCAUCCGAAGACCGAUUCUGGUGUUAGUAGAGAUGCUAUCAAAUAUUUCGCAGGCAAGAUACCUGUGUUUGGAGUCUGCAUGGGACAGCAGUGCAUAUUGGACGUAUAUGGAGGAGAGGUUGUAUUUGCCGGAGAAAUCUUACAUGGAAAAACGUCUCCAUUGCGACACGAUUCAAAAGGAGUCUAUGCCAGUCUACCACAAGACUUACCAGUCACACGAUAUCACUCGCUUGCCGGCACACAUCCAACUAUACCUGAAUGUCUCGAAGUAUCAUCCUGGAUCGAGGCUGGUGUUGAUGGGGGAAAGGGUGUGAUAAUGGGUGUUCGACACAAAGAAUAUGUUCUAGAAGGUGUGCAAUACCACCCUGAGAGUAUCUUGACUGCUGAAGGUCGAGUAAUGCUCAAGAACUUUCUGAAGAUGCGAGGUGGCACUUGGGCGGAAAAUGAGCGUUUGCAAAAAGAGGGUUCAAGCAGCACGGCGCAAGCGUCUAAAUCUGGUUCCACGAGUGCCAAAAAGGAGAACAUACUGGAUAAAAUCUUCGCGCAUCGCAAAGCCGCAGUUUCCGCACAAAAAGAAAUUCCUUCCCAACGACCCUCCGAUCUCCAGGCCGCCUAUGAACUCGAUAUUGCGCCCCCUCUCGUGUCAUUUGUCCAACGUCUUCGCAAGUCUCCGUUUCCACUAUCGCUUAUGGCCGAGAUCAAACGAGCAUCUCCCUCGAAAGGUGUCAUCUCUUUAUCAACGUGCGCACCAGCCCAAGCUAGAACAUAUGCUCUAGCUGGUGCAAGCGUGAUUUCUGUUUUAACAGAGCCAGAGUGGUUCAAGGGAAGCAUUGAUGACUUGCGAGCUGUAAGACAGGCUCUUGAAGGCAUGCCAAAUCGACCUGCUGUUUUACGAAAGGAAUUUAUCUUCGAAGAAUAUCAAAUUUUGGAAGCUAGAUUAGCUGGUGCCGAUACGGUUUUACUCAUUGUCAAGAUGCUAGAUGAAGAAACCUUGACCCGCUUAUAUCAUUAUUCCGUAUCGCUUGGAAUGGAGCCUUUGGUUGAAGUCAAUACAUCAGAAGAAAUGACUAUAGCCGUCAACCUUGGUGCAAAAGCUAUUGGUGUGAACAACCGAAAUCUAACCAGUUUUGAGGUAGACCUAGAUACUACAAGUCGUCUCCUCAAUCAAGUUCCGAAAGAAACCAUUGUAUGUGCUCUCAGUGGUAUCUCCGGCCCUAAGGAUGUAGAAGCCUAUCAAAAGAAUGGCGUAGGUGCGGUCCUUGUGGGCGAAGCACUUAUGCGAGCCAAAGAUACCGCUCUCUUCAUUCGAGAAUUACUCGGCGGUUCAACUACCCAAGUAAAACCCGCAAGUGGCAGUCUACUUGUGAAAAUUUGCGGGACAAGAAAUGCUGAGACUGCAACGGAAGCUGUCAAAGCUGGUGCAGAUUUAAUCGGGAUGAUUCUCGUUCCCGGUAGAGGUCGACAUGUUCCAUACAAAGAUGCAAUUGCUAUUUCAAAAGCUGUUCAUCAGGCUCAACAAACGACAGGAACAGUUGUUAGUGAUCGCGUGAGCAACCAAGCAUCGGAUUUCUUCAGCAAUGCAGCCUCCAACAUUUCAAGUCAUCGUCCUUUAUUGGUUGGUGUCUUCCAAAAUCAACCUCUAGAAGAGGUUCUAGAGCUGCAAAAGGCAUAUGAUUUGGAUAUAGUACAGCUACACGGCGAUGAACCAUUGGAAUGGGCAAACAUAAUACCAGUUCCUGUCAUUCGAAGCUUCAAACCUGGUCAGGUUGGUCUUGGGAGAAGAGGUUAUCAUACCAUUCCUCUGCUAGACUCCGCAUCAGGUGGCUCUGGACAAAAAUUAGAUAUAACAGAAGUUAAAGCUACUUUGAACGAAGAUCAAGGUCUCAGAGUAAUUCUUGCUGGUGGAUUGAAUGCUGAGAACGUGGCAGAGGCUGUGCUAUCAGCGGGGGAUGUUGGUGAUCGGGUAAUUGGUGUCGAUGUUAGUAGUGGCGUGGAAGAAAAUGGUGCUCAGAGUAUCGAGAAGAUCAAAGCUUUCAUCAAGGCAGCUAAGAGCGUCAGAUAG